CAGAGACUUGGGCAAUUGGCACUUAUAGCUUCUGUAUCUAUUUCAGCUAUUUCAUUGUUCUUUCAUCUUCUGAAUUCAUGUACUGUACAUGAAAGGCUUUUUUGUUUGACUGUUUCUGUAUAGCCUUUGCAAUGGGUAAUGCUGACACAAAACUCAACUUCCGAAAAGCUGUUGUUCAACUUACAUCAAAAACACAGCCCAUUGAUCCUUCGGAUAACACUUUCUGGUCCCAGUUUUGGUCCGAGAGCAUCACAAAUAUCCAAGAUGUUUUUACAUUAAUUCCUGCUACAGAAAUACGUGUUCUAAGAGAAGAAUGUCCAUCAAAUUUAGCAACAUUAUGCUACAAAGCUGUUGAAAGACUAGUAAGUGCUGCAGACUCAUCGUGUGCUACUCAGCAAGAACAUAGUACUGUUAUCAACUGUGUUCGCAUACUCACAAGACUGCUUCCUUACAUCUUUGAAGAUCCUGACUGGCGUAGUUUUUUCUGGUCUAGUUUACCCAGUAGCUCUAAGCAACAGUUCAAAGAUGAUGGUGAAAAUCCAGAGGGCCAUGCAGAAGAAUCUGUUCCCCUUGCCCAAUCUUUACUAAAUGCACUUUGUGAUCUUCUUUUUUGCCCAGAUUUCACAGUUUAUUCCAGUAAAAAAUUUGGACCUGACAAACAUGAAGAUCUCCACUCAAUAGAUAGCUGUGAAUUUAUAUGGGAAGCUGGUGUUGGGUUUGCCCAUGCUGCUCCACAUGAUCCACGCCUUGAUAAUAACAGAAAUGAGAUUUUGAAGCUUCUGUUGACUUGUUUUAGUCAGGCCAUGUAUCAUCCACCUGGGAGUGAAAGUGAGGCUCCUAAUAAAUGGGUCCAACAUUUCACAUCACCGGAGAAUCGCCAUGCAUUGCCCUUAUUUACUUCACUUUUGAAUGUCCUCUGUGCAUAUGACCCCGUUGGACUCGGUUUACCAUAUAAUCAUUUACUGUUCACCGACAGUCGUGAACCUUUGGUGGAGACAGCUUUACAACUCCUAAUUGUUACUCUUGAUUGGGAUUCAUCUUCUCAAUGCUCGCAAUUGAAUACUAUUGACGAGCAGAGCGGAAUGAUCCACGAAAAUUUGUUCAUCAAUUAUUUGUCGCGCAUUCACCGAGAAGAAGACUUUGCUUUCAUGCUUCAUGGAUUCACUCGUCUCCUAAAAAAUCCUUUGAUACAAACAUACCUGCCUAAUUCUAAUAAGAAAGUUCAGAAUCACCAAGAAUUACUUGUGUUUUUCUGGAAGGUGUGCGAUUUUAACAAGAAAUUCCUGUACUAUGUCCUAAAAUCGAGUGACGUACUCGAUGUAUUAGUUCCUAUUCUAUUUCAUCUCAAUGAUUCUCGUGCUGAUCAGUCUCGCGUUGGACUAAUGCACAUUGGAGUUUUUAUCCUUCUUCUGUUGAGUGGUGAACGAAAUUUUGGAGUUCGUCUGAAUAAGCCAUAUACGGCGACCGUCCCCAUGGACAUUCCAGUAUUCACAGGUACGCAUGCCGAUUUGCUGGUGGUUGUAUUCCACAAGAUAAUCACUACAGGACAUCAACGUCUUCAGCCAUUGUUUGAUUGUCUACUGACAAUUCUCGUAAAUGUAUCUCCUUAUCUAAAGACGCUGUCUAUGGUGGCUAGCACCAAACUGCUUCAUCUGUUGGAAGCAUUCAGUACUCCAUGGUUUCUGUUUUCAGCCCCCAACAACCAUCAUCUCGUUUUCUUCCUUCUCGAGAUAUUUAACAACAUAAUACAGUAUCAGUUUGAUGGCAAUGCUAAUUUAGUUUACACCAUCAUACGUAAAAGACAUGUGUUUCACGCGCUGGCUAGUUUGCCGACUGACUGCGGUACUAUUAAUCGUUCAUUGUCCCGUCGUGGCCGUAAGCAACUCGGUCGUCAACCGUCUGUGGAAUCUGUGAAAGAGGCUCCCAGUAUGGAGGGUUCUCAUCCAGCGUUGCCUGCGCAACCGGGAACACAUACUUGCUCUCUCGCUAUCAUGCCUGGGAUUGAAAAAAUUACCGAGCAAGAAACGGCCCAUCCCUCAUUACAGCAACUGAGUCAAUUGACUGGUGCCGCUGUUGCAGUCAAUGGGGCUUUGGAGAACAUUACUGUCAGUCAUGAGAUAGAAGAGCGCGCUACAGCCCUGGUCCAGGGCGAAGAAGACGACGAAGAUAAUAGCUCGGAAGUGGCAGACAAAGAAUUUGUAGAUCAAGGCGCCUUCCAUAGUGAGCCUGUCAUCGUUGAUGUUUCGGGGACGCAUAUUAAGCAACCGCUCUCACCGACAACUUCACACAAAUCAUCAAGCUCGGAAAGUUCGCAGCAUGUCCUACAUCACCCUGGCACUGCAUCACAAAUGCAGGUGGGUUUGCAGUGGGUACCCAAUCCAGACUGGGUACUAAGUUGGAAACAAAAACUACCCCUGCAAACCAUUAUGCGUCUGCUUCAGGUGUUGGUGCCCCAAGUCGAAAAGAUUUGUAUAGAUAAGGGUCUUACUGAUGAAAGCGAAAUUCUGAAGUUUCUGCAACAUGGUACGCUAGUGGGACUUUUACCCGUACCACACCCCAUCUUAAUUCGAAAAUAUCAAGCAAACAAUGGCACUUCUAUGUGGUUCCGUACUUACAUGUGGGGAAUUAUUUAUUUAAGGAAUGUUGAUCCUCCAAUUUGGUACGAUACAGCCGUUAAAUUAUUCGAAAUCCAGCGAAUUUAACUAAUGAGAAACUGAAUUGCGCUGGAUUGUAUAACGGAAAAUUUACCAAUAUAAAAGAGCUUUGCUAUAACAUCAAUCAACACAUUCUAUCUUGCUAAUCUAAAAAUAAAAUCAUAUUUAAAUUGUGCUUAUAAAUUAAAAGUGAAGUACUGGCAAAAUAUUCUUGAAACAAAAAUACAUUUUAUUGGUUGGGAAAA
Daphnia pulicaria is the source of this 2899-nucleotide messenger RNA. RefSeq names its product protein HID1-like. The transcript has 17 exons. The record is from RefSeq and is a predicted model, not a curated record. Gene Ontology annotation, cellular component: Golgi trans cisterna; membrane; Golgi medial cisterna. Bases 132 to 2702 code for a protein of 856 amino acids. Lineage: Eukaryota; Metazoa; Arthropoda; Branchiopoda; Diplostraca; Daphniidae.